AUGGGGAAAGAGAAGGAGAAAAAGCAGGAGUUGAUCAAGAACCCGAAAGGAACGCGCGACUGGGCCGGCGAAGACGUUGACCUUCUGGAAGAUAUCCUGGCGCAAAUCUCUCGAGUCUUCCGGCGUCAUGGCGGCAAGAAGCUGGACACACCGGUGUUUGAGCGGGAAGAAGUGCUGAAGGGCAAAUAUGGCGAGGACUCCAAACUGAUCUAUGACCUCAAAGACCAAGGGGGUGAACUGCUGUCGCUACGUUAUGAUCUGACGGUUCCGUUUGCCAGAUGGUUGGCCAUGAACGCCAAUAUCAAGAACUACAAGAGGUUCGCCAUCAGCAAAGUCUACAGAAGAGAUCAGCCCGCGAUCGCCAAAGGGCGCAUGCGAGAAUUCUACCAGUGCGAUAUUGAUUUUGCGGGAGCUAGCGAUCCAAUGAUCGCGGACAGCGAAGUCAUCGCGAUCAUCGUCGAGGUCUUUGAAUCGUUGGAGUGGACUGGGAGGUACACCAUCAAGCUCAACGACCGAAGGAUACUGGACGGGCUGUUCGAAGUAUGCGGGGUUCCUGAAGACAAGAUCAGAAUGAUCUCGAGUGCGGUCGACAAGCUGGACAAAUUGCCGUGGGAGGAGGUGAAGAAAGAGAUGGUGGAGACCAAAGGUCUGGACGAAGCUGUCGCUGACAAGAUCCAAACGUACGUGACAAGAAAGGGUGGGAGAGAUCUCCUACAAGAGCUGCAGAAAGACGAGACGUUGAUGAGCAAUGCCAAAGCAAAGAAGGGCGUUGAAGAAAUGGAGACCUUGAUGGACUAUCUUUCGGCAUGGGGGGCGCUGGAUAAGGUCUCGUUUGACCUUUCACUAGCUCGUGGCCUGGACUACUAUACUGGUGUCAUCUACGAGGUCAUCACAGAAGGGUCUGCGCCCGUCAUCGCCAAUGGAACCGACGUGGCACAGGAGGUACAGAAGAAGGGCAAGAAGGAGAAGAAAGUACUGGACGAGGACGAAGACCGUUCAAAUGAUCCAUCGGUUGGUAUCGGAUCGGUCGCAGCCGGUGGCCGAUAUGACCACCUCGUCGAACGUUUCCGACCGAAUGCGGACCUACCAUGUGUGGGUGUGAGCUUUGGUGUCGACCGGAUUUUCAGCAUCACCAAAGCCAGGAUUGCGAAGGGCGAGAACUUCAGCUACAUAUCUUCCAAUGCCCCAGACGUCUAUGUUAUGGCCUUUGGUGGUGGUGGGUUCGACGGGAUGGCCAAACAGCGGAUCGAGAUAACGAAGAUCCUGCUGGAUGCAGGCCUCAAGGUGGAAUUCACAUACAAAAAGAAGCCUAAACCACAGGUUCAGUUCAAGAAUGCAGAGCAAGCUGGCGCGCCUUUCGCCGUCAUCCUUGGCGAGGACGAGCAAGCAAAAGGAGAGGUUCGCGUGAAGGAGAUGGGGUUGCCCGAGGGACAUCCGGAAAAGGAGGGUGUGCUCGUCAAGAUCAGCGAUCUCGCCGCCGAAGUGACAAAGCGAGUUGACACGAGGAAAGUGACGACUAAGACGGGCAGCAUAGCUGUGAGCUGA
Messenger RNA from Capronia coronata CBS 617.96, 1545 nucleotides. Its product is annotated as histidyl-tRNA synthetase. The record is from RefSeq and is a predicted model, not a curated record. Gene Ontology annotation, cellular component: mitochondrion; cytoplasm. The transcript is spliced from 2 exons. Lineage: Eukaryota; Fungi; Ascomycota; Eurotiomycetes; Chaetothyriales; Herpotrichiellaceae. Gene Ontology annotation, biological process: mitochondrial translation. Bases 1 to 1545 code for a protein of 514 amino acids.